UGUGUUAUCAUGUUUGAUUUAUGUGCAGGGCUGUAUAAUUUAGAUAAUAUUUUCCUAUGUAAAGAAAAAGAUUUCUCUAAAUGAAAAAAAUACAAUUAAUUUUGUAAGUAGUGAAUUUUGAAGGGCUUACCUACCAGUCUUUCACUAGAUCAUUCAACUUUGGUUUUUAACAAAACGCUAUUUCAAUAUGGAUCAAUUCAAAUUAAUAUAUUAAAGGUUAUGUGGGAACUAAACCCUUUUCAAUAUUUAUUUACAAAAUUUAAGAUAAUUUCGUUAAAAACCAAAUAUUUCCAGUAUUUAUUACACACCAAACUUAUCCAAACACUUUCUUUAAAUACACUAGAGUAGAUCUAUUAUGCUGAAACGACAAGCUAGACUCAAAAAGCAUUUUUAACCUUUUGUAGCAAAAAUGAUAUCACUUUGAUUGGACUUCACUUUAUAAUUGAAUCUCCACUAUCAUUUGGUUAUCGUUCAUUUCUUCAACCUUCAAAUUAUUUGCUACCAUUAUUCAAUUAGCAUUCCCAUCAAGAAAUAUACUAAUUAUAUUCUAAAUAUAAAAUGAUGUAUUAGAUCGAUUACGUUAGAGUGUGAUAGAUAUGUAUAAUGGAUAAGGUUAAAAGAAAAAUAUAUAAUCUUUAUAUCUGAACGGCUGAGAUUGAUCAAAACGUGAUGAGGUUUGUUGAGCGACACACUCUCGUCAUAAAGACGAACUUAUGAAUGAAAUGACCGUCUUUCUCGAUUCAACAUGAUGUUAAAUGUACUACUAUAAUGUACUUACUACAUACAAUUAUAACUGAUGAAGAGGCGUUUCUAUAAUAGCCACUGAGAAUUUGAAAGAUAGAUAACUUUUUUUCAAAGGUGAAAGAUACAUAACAAACAUACCCAAUACAUUAUCCUAAUUUGUUGUGUCAACUAUAUACUAGUAUAUGAUUAUUUUUCUUGUUAGUUAUAAUCAAAUUAACCAAGAAAUACAAAGGAGAGCAAAAAGAUCAUGACAAUACGCAUAGGUAGAGAAAGAUAGCGAUGUGUUCAAUUUAUUAUGCUUUUAAUUGAAUAUUUAUUUAUUUUGGCAUCAACGCUAUGAACGAUUCGCAAGCUAGAAACAACUAAUUCAGAAUCGAGUUACAGCAAGAUGACAAAAGGAAUAAAUUUCGUAGAUUUCUGGAUUAGAUAAAAAGAAUAAAUUUCCUUUUGAAAAAAAAAAUAAAAUAAAUCUCGUAGAUUUUUGGAUUUAUGUUUUAAAGCGAUACGUCGUGGCCGGUAAGGCACAUCAAAUAUGUUGACUUUGACCUGUGAAGCCUCCGACUUUCAGAGAGGCUUAACUAAAGAAUAAAACUCCGAAUGGUACAUGCGGUUUGAGCGAUACGGGACAAGCGGUUUAAUUGCAGUGCGGUUUUAACAGUUAUAAAAAUAUAUAUAUAUAUAUGAUAUAUGUAGAGAUUUUUGUUACUGUUAACUGCGGUGCAGGGCAGAACGGUUCGUAACAUUUGAAGCCUAAAAUUAAAGAAAAUCAUGUUUUGAUAUACUAAAGCUUCGAAUGGUGACCAUCGUUCCGCUCCGCCCCGCAGUUAACAUUAACAAAAUUUCUACAUGUACUAUAUAUCUAUACAUUUUUAUAACUGUUAAAACCGCACCACAGUUGAACCGCUUGUCCCGCACCGCUCAAACCGUAGUCACCAUUCGAAACCUAAAACGAAGAUCAUAGGAAAUUGCAAAUAUUUUGGCAGUUUUAUAAAUAUUUUUUUUUGUCGACGGAAGUUUUAUAAAAAAAAAAUUAAAAUGUUGACUGCCAGAUUAUUUUGCUCAUUUGUCAAAUGACUAUUUGGAAUAAUUAGCUUGAUUUAAUCAAUCUUUUUAAUUCUAUAUUGUAAAUAUACUUGUUAAUUAACCGUGUUAUAAAGAAUACUGUAUAGAGGUUAGUGUAAGGAAUUACAUAGAAAACAAAGCAAAUUCAUUGGAAGAUAAAAGCAAUUCAAAAUAUCAUUCUGUUUAAAACUGUUUUAAAUCAAAGUUGGCAUGAAAAAAUGGAAACCAACCCAAAAGCAAAAGUCCACCGAGCCGAUAGUGUACCGAACAGUCGGGCUGGACAAGUUAAUUUGAUUUGAUUUGUUAUUUGUUUCGAUUCGAUCCGAAAAAUUUGGAUAUCUAUAAAAUUUCAAAACAAAACAAAUACUAAAAAUCAAUAUUCCUUAAAAUAAAAAAAAUCACAAAUACUCAAAUUUUAAGAAGUGGAUAUCCGCUCUGAUGUAUAAAUACAUGUAUAUUUUGAUUAAAUUUAGAGUUUUAAAUGUAUAAAUUUAUAAAAUUAUUAUUUAACAAAUAUUUUAAUAAAUUAUAUUCAUAUUAUUACUUAUAAAAGUAUUAAAUCAAAAAACAUUAUAUGACAAUCAUAACUUUUUCUUAAGUUUUGUCUUAUUAUUGUUAAUUAAGUUUAAAAUUUAUAAAACAUAUACUUUCACUACUUCUUUUAAUAUUUAUUUUAUAUAUUAUGUAUAAGAAAUAUUUUAAAGAAUAAAUUUAGAUCAAAUUUUCUAGAUUAUUUGUAUUAAGUAAAAACAGAUUUGAUAUCCGUAAGUAUUCAUAAAUAUCUUUAAAUAUCUAUAUAUUUUUUGGAUAUUCGUAUUUUUUUCGAACCAAAGCAAGUAAGAAAAUUAUAAAUACCGAAAAUUUGGUAGUAUUUUCUUUGUGCCCAGCCUAACCGAACAGGUUGAAUGAUUGCUGUUGACUAUUUUAAAUACGGAAAACAUAUGUAUAAUUGCAUGUUGAAGUGUGAGCGAGACCUAGUCACCUAACUACCUAAGACUAUGAGAGGCUUCAACAUACGGCAAGAGAAUAUAAUAAGGCCAAUUUGGUUAUAUUUUUUUAUCAAUCGACUAAUUUUUUUUUUUUUUUUUUAACAGGAGGUUCAAAGGUGACCCGUAAUCCGCACGUGGUUUCCGUUUGCCCAAAGGCCCGUAAUCCGCACAUGGUUUCCGAUUGCCAACCAUCUAAUCCCCCUGGCCCGGAACCAGCCGGCACUAAUACCCAUUACCCAAGGACUCAGCACCAACGCCGCGAUAACUUUAAACUUGGGGAGGGCAUAAAGCAUUCCGUGGCCACAGGGGGUAUUCGAAUCCGGGUCCGUAUUGGUGUGUUAACUACCUCAAGACCACUAGCCCACCACCCUGUUAACUAUCGACUAAUCUAACUCAGCGUACACACGAACACGCACAAAUAUAUAAGAUGGUUAGAUCAUAAUAAUAAUAAUACCGUGACCGUGUUUUCUUAUAAAGAAAAUAAAAUCGCAAGUAUUCAGAUCGAACAUAAUCUUAACCGCUUUGUCGAAUUUUUAUUUAUAAAUACACUUGGGUGGAAACAGUGGAAUAUACAUACAUGCGCGGGGAAGGGUGGUCCUGAACAUAGGCUACAUAGCGAACUGAAGCAUUCCACUAGGAUCUCCAAAUUUUGAAAAACAAAACACCGAGAAAGACCUUCGAAAUGAUAAAAAAAAUUGUUAAAACUUUACUAAAAUGUUUAUGGUUCCCCCAGCAUUUCAGGGAAGCGAGCAUGGGCAACAUUGUGUUUUAUAUUUCGAUAGCAAAUUAACAAUGAUAUUUAAUAUCAUGUACUCUCUCCGUACCUAAAUAUAAGACGUUUUAGGUAAAACACGGUUAUUAAAAAAUUUAUUUUUAUCUAAAAUAUAUUAUUAAAACUUUAAAUUAAAAACAAUUGAAUCAAUUACAAAAUAAAACUAUUAAAUUUGAUUGGUUGCAUAAUUUUUAACAAAGUUAAAGUUAUCACGAACUAUGAAAAUAUCUUACAUAUUGGAACAUAAAAAUUUCUUCUAAACAUCCUAUAUUUAGGAACAUAGGAAGUAUGAUUUCUAAUAAGAGAAAAUUACUAGAAUGUUACACAUUUUAUGGUUUAUUACUAGAAUGUUGUACAUCUUUGUUUUAUUACUAGAAUGUUUUCUCUUUCCUAGUAAUUUACAAUAAGGGGCUUUUGUUAUGUUUUAUUUUCUGAAACUAAUUUUAAAGAUCAAAGCCACAUCAGUUAUUAAAAAUCCACAUCACAUCAGUUAUUUUCUGAAACCAAACCGUCUCUAUCACUAUCACUAUCAUACAUACGGUUUUGUCAAAAAAAAAAAACACGAAGAACUGUGUUGUGUCGAAGAAGGAACCGCAAACCGAAAUCCUCUCACCCUUCGAAACCCUCGUCGACAUUGUUCUUUACUUCCUCGAACUCUCUCUAACUCUCUGUCGUUGAACUCUCUAUAACUCUCUGUCGUUGAACUCUGUCUCGUCGGAGUUUUUAGAAACCGUCGUCUGUACGAAAUCGCCUUCACCGCAUUCUCAUCAACGAGUUCAUCUUUUCCGGUAAGAUGUCGCGACGUUAUAUAUUGUAUUUUGGUUGAGUUUGUGGGUCAGUUAUAUAUUGCGACUGAGAUUGUUUGUGUUUUGGUUGAGGCUGUAAUAUGGGUGUGUCGAGGUUUUUGUUGCGACUGAGUUAGGGUUAUGUUGACUGUGCUAUGGGUUUGUCGAGGAUUUUGUUGUGUCUGAGUUAGGGUUAUGUUGCGGCUGAGAUAUGUGAUUGUCUAGGCUUUUGUUGUGUCUGAAUUAGGGCUUUUUGUUGUGGCUGAGUUAUGGUUAUGUUAUAACUGAGUAAUUAUUAUGUUAUGGCUGAGUUAUGGUUAUGUUAUAACUGAGUAAUUAUUAUGUUAUGGUUGAGUUAUGGUUAUGUUAUAACUGAGUAAUUAUUAUGUUAUGGCUGAGUUAUAUAUAUGACCUAAUAUAUUUUAAUAUUAUGAUAUGGCUGUGUUAUUUUUAUGUUGUGGCUGAUUUAUUGUUGUGUUAUAUGAUCAGACGGAUGUUAGUCAAGUCGAACCACGUGAUUACCCUCCAAGACUUUACCCUUCUAACCUAGAAGGUAAAGAUAUCAAUCAUAAUUUCCGUGCAGGACAUUUCCCCCACAUUAAAGAAACAAUAGGACUCGAUGUGUGGGAAGAACUGGUGAACUCUCCCAUUGGACUAGUUGCUAGGCUACUUUCACGCGAAAGCAUUUGGUCUGGUAGGACCGUACACUAUCUGCUAUGUAGACAGCUGCGAGUGCAUAAAAAGGAGAUAUGGUUUGUUGUGGUUGAUGAUGUUAUCAGGUUUAGCUUGCUCGAGUUUUGUGAGAUCACUGGGUUAAACACAGGUCCAUUGCCAACAGAAAGUUUUGAACCUGAUCAAUACAAAGAGUUUUGGGAGGAGUUGAAGGUGCCGCUUGGGAUGGGACCCAAGUAUGAUGAGCUGAAGGCAGCAUUAGAGUUCUGUCCUGGUUGGAGUUUUGAAAAGCGUAAGUGGUUGGGGAUGUUAUUUCUUCAAGCCAUGGGACUGUACUGUUUGCAUCACAAUUCAAGGAUACCCUUUCAAAGUGCAAUAAGGGUAUUCGACGAUGAAGCCAUGAGGUCGUAUCCAUGGGGUCGGACUGCAUACGAAGUUCUUGUUGACUCUCUGAAAACACUGUCUCCAGAUGGAAAGUCAUACACAGUAAGCGGCAUGAAGGACGUUUUAUUGGUUUGGGCGUAUGAGUCCAUCGUCUGUUUCGGUGAGAAGUUUGGGAGAGUGGUCAACAAUGAAGACGUUCCUCUUUUGCGAUGGGGUGGAAGGCGUACACGUUCAAGUUUUGAUACUGUCUUGUCUGACGAAAUCAAAGAUCAUGGCGAGGUCCGUUUGAGGAGAAUGGUUAUGAAGGAGUCAAUUGAAGAGAUGUUUCCUGUAUGGUCGGAUGAACCUGACGACCCACAACUCGUUAGGUUGGUAGAAGACAUACACGCAGGUAGAUACGUGAAAGGUUUCUGGGAAGUACAGAGGGAUGAGCAGGGGAAGGGGAAUGAGAAGAAGAAAAAAGAAAACGAAGGGAGUUUCAUCAGAAGCUGAGCCAUCAACAAAGAAGCAGAAGAAAGAAGCUGCUGAAACGAGAAAGGGUUCUAGCGAGGAGGAAGCUGUAUUGGACAAAGCGACUCUGACGAAUCUUGUGAGUGCUCUGCAGAAUAUUUCAGCAAAAUUUGACGCUUACGAUUUUGACCGGAACCGGCCAGUGAUGGACGAGAAGACCCUAGAUAACGUGGUGAAAGCUGUAGUGCAGCAGAGUCUGAAAGUUUUGGGGGAAAGGAAAAUUCCCGACAACGAUGCUAAACUCUCCUCCGCCGGCGUAGAAAAAUCUUUAUCGGUGACAUCAUCACCUCGUAGGAGGUCGCCACCGGAAAAGUCGGACAAAAGUCCAGUGGUAGAACCGCAGGCCCAGGAGGAGAAGUCUGUAAAAACUCCAGUGACAGAACCGCGGCAGCAGAAAAAGCCUGUCAAAAGUCCAGAGCCGCCGCAGCAGAAAGAGAAGGCUGUCAAAAGUCCGGUGCCGCCGCAGCGGAAGGAGAAGGCUGUCAAAAGUCCGGUGCCGGCGCAGCAGAAACAGCAGAAGUCAGUCAAAAGUCCAGCGUUAGCUGAGACCCCUGCAAAGAAGAAUUCGGAGCUUGAGAAGGAUACAGUGGUGAGAAGGAUUUUGGGUGAUGAUUUUAAUGAAAUUGAUUUCAUCAGUGUUUCUCCUGCAAAGAUUACU
Molecule: messenger RNA, 6576 nt
Organism: Brassica rapa (field mustard)
Lineage: Eukaryota; Viridiplantae; Streptophyta; Magnoliopsida; Brassicales; Brassicaceae
Source: RefSeq, a predicted model, not a curated record